AUGGUGCAGAAAUCUAAGGGUUUAGGGUCAAUUUCCUAUUUAGAAGGAAUGACGCAAAAUCAGGUGCAGCACCAGAAUGCAGCGGCUGGGCCUAAUGUAGUGGUGGUGACGCCGGUUGCGGUCGCUUUGGGUGGAAGGGCCAGCCAGUUUCUAACGACUUCACUGUACAUGGGAGACUUGGAUUUCACUGUGACAGAUUCGCAGCUCUACGAUCUGUUUAACCAGGUCGGUCAGGUUGUUUUUGUUCGGGUUUGUCGUGGCCUCAACACUCGGCGCAGCCUUGGCUAUGGUUAUGUGAACUAUAGCAGCCCCCAGAAUGCGGCAAUGGCUAUGGAGGUUUUAAACUUCACUCCUCUCAAUAACAAGUCAAUUAGAAUCAAAGGCUCUGCCAGUGUGCAGUGGCUCUGGGGGUGGGUGGGUUUGACUGUGUUUUUGUGUUCAGAUCUGGUUGGUGGUGGUGGUGACGUGGUGAUGUACUCGUGGUGUUGUGGCAGUAGAUGUGACGAUGGCGGAGGUCUGUGA
Fraxinus pennsylvanica is the source of this 522-nucleotide messenger RNA. Lineage: Eukaryota; Viridiplantae; Streptophyta; Magnoliopsida; Lamiales; Oleaceae. The record is from the annotation of a GenBank genome assembly.